GUUCUAAAAACAACAUAACAGGUAUUUAUUGUAAGAUUUAGUGUGCGUAAAAGCUUCUCAGUAGCCUCUAAUAUGACCAUAUAUGGUGUUCACCCUUUGACCCCUAUCAGCUGGAAUGUGUGCAGAUGUCAGGGGGAGUGAUCAGCAUCAGUCCCGGGUCUGGCGGGGCGCCAAAAUAACCUCCAAAUGUGCUCCAAACUCUCUAUCUACAACUGCCAGAUGAAAGAACGGCCAUAAAGUGCACAGAAGAUGACACUUCUCCUGAAUGCUUGAUGAGAUGAACAACAACAUCAUCAUCAUCGGUCGAUGUGAUCACACAUGUUCGCACAUGUUUACACACGACGGGGUUAUACCGCCCCUUACAGGGUGACAUACUCUUUCGCUGGCUAAUUACAAGACGGGGAUGCGCCAGGUCUCCCAUCCAUCUGAACCACAAGAACCAGAAGUUAUGAGUCCUUCCAGGUCAACCCUAGGCCUCUGGGAAAAACAGGACUGCUCCAUACACAAGCCAAUCAGCUUGGCUGAGCCAGCAAGCCGCACUACAGCUAAAUAAGGAAUGGUAUGAUCCUGCGCGGCAUCGCCUUACACGUCAAAUCUCAUUCAAAAUGGCGACCAAGAAUGCGGAGAUCGGCGCCGCGUCGAAAAACGGCGAAAAUACUUCACCAGAACCCUCCAAGAAAGCGGCUGCUAAAGCGGCCGCUGGCCCUCUGAAGUCGCUGGCAGACUUGGAGAAGGGCGACUUGCUGCGGUUACUCGGGAUCCUAGAAGCCGAGCUACAAGCCCGUGAGCUAGUCAUCUUAAAGAUGAGGAGCGACAAGGCGAGAUCAGCCAUCAUGCAGGAGCGGUACGGCAAGCUGGCUCUGGAGGAUCCGUUCUCGGCGCUGAACCGUGAUGCGCAGGAGGCGAGCGAGGAGGUACACGACAACUCGCCGGUGUACGCCAGCGCCAUGGUCCACCUGGAGGCGCUCAUCACCCAACAGAAGAAAACCCACCAGAAAAUGAUGAUACAGAUGACUGCGGCAGAGAAAAGACAUAAAAAGGUUGUCCAUGAACUUGAGGAAGAGAAGAGGAAGCAUGCCCAGGACACAGCCCAGGGAGACGAUGUCACCUACAUGCUGGAGAAGGAGAGGGAGAGAUUAAGUCAGCAGGUUGACUUUGAGAAAUCGCAGGCACGGAAAAUGGAGAAAGACAAGAACAAGGCCAUGGCCAUGCUGGAGGAGGAGCGUGCACAUCACCAGCAGAUCGGGGUCCUGCUGGCCAAGGAGCGCAAACGCCUGGCCAGCAAGCUCAUCCAGGAGAGGCAGCAGCUCAAGGACGCCCACCAGGGGUUACAGGACGAGAAGGACAAGGUACGCAAUAUGGCAGAAGGGCUGGUGCAGGAGAGCAAGAAGUCCCUCAAGAUGGAGGCCGAGAUGGAGAAACAGAUCUCCGAGUUCGACAUCGAGCGGGAGCAGCUAAGGUCAAAGUUGAGCCGAGAGGAGGCGAAGAACAGAGACUUGCAGACUGAGGUGGAUGAGUAUAGAAAACAGUUGGAGGACAUGCGAAAGAGUCUCUUAAAAGGUGCUACUGGGGACACGGUAAAGCCAAGAGCCAUCAUGAGGAGUGCUGGGACGCAGACAGAAAACCCACCUGAGAAUGAGGUAAGAAGACGGGAGGGCGCCACUGCCGCGGAGAGUAAGAACUAUGUGAGUACUGUGAAGAAGAACCUUCUACGAGGUGCCGAGAAUACGGACGUAGAAAAGGCGACAAAAGAAACGAGGAAGUCUUCCCCUUGGCUCAAAAACGCCCCCGACAAGCCGGUAGUCUCAGCCUGGGGACCCAACCCCUUCCCCUGCACAUCCAUUGAAACGGAGCAUCAUGGUAAGGUAGACAUGGAAAGCAGCAGCGACAGUGAAGACGACAAGACGGUGAUUGAGAACGUUCCACCUGUAAGUUUUAAGGCAGGUAUGGUAGCUUCUUCCAGCGGUCAAGGCAGUCCAAGCCCAACAUCCUCAACCUCUACCUUGAGCCCGUACUCCAGAGUACAGUCUACAAAACUCUUGUUUUCUCCAAAGGGCUCUACUAGAACGACUUCCUCCUCUUCUUCUCCCUCCUCCUCCUCCUCUACAUCCCCAUCUCCAGAAAGUCCCAACACGUCUGUCACGGUGGGCGGUACUGGAAGCAUGGUCACUAAGGCAGUAUUUAAGUUUAGCGGAGACCAGGAUACCAACAGAACUCACUUGAAAGGUUACAGCACAGCAGGGUCACCAACCCUCAAGGUCUCGAAUGCAGACUCAUCGUCAGAGCUGGCCAUCACAGAGUCUAACAAGACUGCAGAGAGAAGUCCAGAUGCCAAAGUCACCUCUCCGUCAGCUAAAGCAUUGGGAUCUCUAAUUGUUUCUCCUACGUCUGUGUCACCUGGGGCAAGGAGACUGCCAGGGAAGGGCCCCCCACCCAUCCCAAAGAAACCUCUACACAUUCCGCAGCCUAACCCGGCGCUGAAGGAUGGACGGAAUUCCCCCGGAGUUGGAAUGAAGCUGGAGGUCAGGAAGCAAGCCGUGGCCGCACCCAUCAAGUCUGUGGCAACGACGCCCCCUACACCGAAGUCGGGGUAUGGCAGGGGGAGUUCGGGUAGCUCUGGAAGCUCGACGUCUGAUUCUGAUAACAGUCCCAAUAGCCCGCAUCCCGUGAUACCAGGGACCACGCGCGUUGGACAGCGGUACAGCACGCCUCUCUCUAACAUUGCGUAUAAUAGGAACACCGGUAUCCGAUCCACAAGCCAGUCACCAUCCUCCAACAACAACAGGCCAAGCACUCUGGCCACCAACAAAUCAGGAUCAGUCUCUCCUUCCAGCCAAUCAGCGCCCUCCUCUAAAUCUGCCAGCCAAUCAGGAAACAAGGCAGAAGCCGAGCAGCCCACAUCCAAGAAGACAAGCCAGGUGGGUGCAGAUCCAUCGCCUAGCAACGCUGCCGCCCCGCCCAUUCAUGAUGAUUUCAGUUCAGAUAUGGCAGAGAUCCAUCAGCUGCUUACUGAAAUGAUGGCAGAUGGUACAUCUGGUAUAACUGGUGAGCCAGGCCCGGCUUCGGCGCUGCCUGUCGAGAUGUCCAACAGCUCGCCAUCCCGUCUUUCGCCAUCCGAUAGCCCGAGGAAGCUCUCUACAUUGAAAAUAGAAAUCGGCGGUGGGAGUAUGUUGGACGCAGGCCGGGAAACACACACUACCUCAAACUUUCUCUACCUGCCGGCAGAAAAGGAGUCGCAAUGCUUCGAAUCAUUAGACAACAAUAACACAGUGCCAAAGGACGCAGAAUCUACCACAGAACACAGUAAUUCUGAUGAUGACAAAGGUACAGUAAAGGGUGAAGUAGCAGAACUCUGUAAGACUUUGCUGAAGAAAGGAGGAUUGGGAGAAGAGGCGCCUGUCCGAGGAAUUCCGAACCGUUUACACCAAGCUGCAGGGGAGGGGGACAUGACUAUGGUGGAGCAGCUGUUGGAGGAAGGGGCAGAUCCGAACACAACAGAGAGGGACGGUUCCACACCAGUGUAUGCAGCAGCAGAGGGAGGACAUAUAGACUGCCUUGAGCUGUUGCUCUCUCACAAUGGCGACCCUAACGCCCUCCGUGAUGACAACUUCACACCCCUACACGGAGCAGCUGCAGAGGGCCACACGGGGUGUUUAAAGCUGCUGUUAGACAGAGGAGCCCACCCAGGCCUACCAGACAAGGCAGGAUGGUCACCCCUGUACUGGGCUGUCUCUAACGGACACACUGACUGCUGCAGGACACUGCUGGACUACUUCGCAUCUCGUGCAGCUGUCACUGAUGUUGGCUGGACCCCACUCCAUGGAGCCUGUCGUUCAGGCCAUGUGAGCUGCCUUAAGGUUCUCCUGUACUACGACCCUCUCAACAGCGACGGUCAAGAUGAGGCCACCCUACUGACCACACGACCUGCCCUGGUCAGCAAGGACGUGAUCAAUGCUGUGGACAGGGAUGGCUGGACUGCAGCGCACGUGGCAGCCUCCAGGGGGUUCAAGGAGUGCCUGGAGCUGCUGUGUGGCCACCCUGAGCUGGACCUGACCAUCAGGGACAAGUGGGACCGCCUGGUGCAGGACGUGGCUGUGGGGGACUGCAGGGGGCUGGUGGAGGAUAUCGGAAAGAGGAAAGUCUCAGUUGUGAUAGACACCAGCAGUGAAACCAUGGUAACAGGAAGGACCACGCCCACUCCUUCUGUUAAAGAGGAGGACCUGUACGUGCUGGGGAGUCUGACUCUGGAACGUGGGACAGACUGGAGCCAGUUUGAUGCAGAUGUUGGGGCCGUCCUAGUGCAGAACUCCAGGAAGCUGAGUGUGGCAUCAGAGCUCCUGACAGAGCUUGAGGAAGUGGACACAGACAUCUCUGCAGAUGGACAUGUGUCCGAGCUAGGCCUCACUGCCAACAGUAUCAGGUCUUACACAUAUGGAACCAUCUCCUGGAGCCCUGCCACAGUAUUUGACACCACUCCUUAUGACUUCUUCACUGCCAAGAAGCAUCUUGCCAUCAGACUGAAGGGGCCAGAUGAAGAUUGUGUGGACAAGUUAUCCUACGAGUCCAUGAUCCCAGUCCAGACUCUACAGAACUAUCUCAGACUGAUAGAGCAGUACAAAAGUGUGGUGUUUUACGGGCCCCCUGGUACGGGUAAGACCUUCAUCGUGAGGAAGCUUGCAGAGUGCAUCAGGAACAAGCAGCUGCAGAGCGGGUUCCAGGCAGACAUCUCUCAUGUGGCACUCAACCCCAAGUACACACACAAGGACUUACUACAGCUGCUCAGGUCUAAAGGAUUCCUGCUACCCUCCACACCUGCCAGCACAGCUGAGGGGGUGCAGAAAGCGCCCAUCCUGAUCCUGGAUGACCUGGGGCGGGUGUCACUGUCCGAGGUACUGGGGGAGCUGCUGUACGCGCUGGAGUAUCGUGGUCCACAGCAUCCAAUCAGCAUGAAGAUUGAUGAGGAGGGUCCUACAGAUGAAGAUGGCAGCAGCAGUGCGUACUACCUGUCUGAAGACUGUUACAUCAUCGGCACCAUGGACAAGUCUCGCUCCCCCGGCCUGGACCUGUCAGUCCAGCAACGUUUCCGCUGGGUCCACCUGAAGUGUGACAGUGAGCCGGUCAAGGGGCUGCUGCAGCGCCACCUGCGCAGGAGACUCAUCAGUGCUCACGGUGGUCAGCUGCCCAGUACGGACGACCAGGUGUACAAGGCAGUGGAGUGGGUUGCUGCAGUGUGGCAGAGACUGAACGCCUGUCUGGCCAAACUGGGUCUUCCUGACUUGGUCCUGGGGCCGAGACACUUCUUCACCUGUCCCAUCGAGGCUACCAAAGUCAAGGCCAUUCUCAGAUGGUUGAGUCUGUCCUGGAACCAUGCCAUAGCCCCGGGAGUGGAAGAUGCCAUGUUGAGGGGGUUGUCGUCUCAGAACCAGCAGAAACUGGCCAGCACUGCGCUGUCCGUCCUGCUGCAAAGAGCUGUCAUCCCUGGUUGUCCACUGUCUGGCCAAGAAGCAGAACGUUAUCUGUCCAGUUUCCGUGGAGGUUACGAGGGAAUGGUCAGCCUGCUGAACACCGCAAAACGCUCAGCGGCAAGAGCCAAGCGCACACGGUCAGCCUGGAAGAAAAGCGCGUCUGCUAACGACAGUGACGGUCAGGACUCCGACAGCACUGCUGCAGAAGGAGACUCAGGUGUGGAUAGCCCAGAAAGCCCCCUCAGCCCCACUGGACCCCCCAGCAGUACAUUGACUGGUUCCCCUUCCAAGAAGAGACCCACCUCAGAACUAGCCAGAAGAGUCAUUGAAAACCUCCAUGCCAGUCACCAUGCCAGCUCCCCAGACCUCCGCUCGGCAGGCCUGAGUAACCUGGCGUAUCUCGGAGCGUCCGCCAUGGACGGUGACGUCUUGAAGAUGCUGCUUAAGAUGCAGACCAGCAAGUCAGAGUCUAACUUAAACACUGUCAUUGAACUGCAUGACCACAUCUUUAACAUGCACUCAAGGUAGGCAUGGUUAAUAGGAGACCUUAACUUC
Branchiostoma floridae (Florida lancelet) is the source of this 6020-nucleotide messenger RNA. RefSeq names its product cortactin-binding protein 2-like. The transcript has 25 exons. The coding region runs from base 606 to 5993 and encodes 1795 amino acids. Gene Ontology annotation, molecular function: ATP binding; protein binding; ATP hydrolysis activity. The record is from RefSeq and is a predicted model, not a curated record. NCBI's taxonomy places the organism in Eukaryota, Metazoa, Chordata, Leptocardii, Amphioxiformes, Branchiostomatidae.